Molecule: messenger RNA, 983 nt
Organism: Apus apus (common swift)
Lineage: Eukaryota; Metazoa; Chordata; Aves; Apodiformes; Apodidae
Gene: SPAG16
Product: sperm associated antigen 16
Exons: 9
Coding region: 9-767 (252 amino acids)
Biological process (GO): axoneme assembly
Cellular component (GO): axonemal central apparatus
Source: RefSeq, a predicted model, not a curated record
CGGCCGCGAUGGCGGCGGCGGCGGCUUCUCCCUGCCCGCGGAUUACAGUAACAGACACUUCUGAAGUUGAUGAUCUGUAUGAAGAGGUUCCAGCAGAUGAUGAAUUUGGUCCUCAGGAAGAUGAUGAGGAUCUGUUCAAGGCUCUGCAGACUAUUAAAGAGCAGAAUGAAGAUGCCCAAAUUUUAGCUUUGCAACCUGUUCUAACUUCUGAGAAAUCAGUGUCUGAAAUACCUGAAUCAAUAGAUGACUUCUUCUGCAAUUUCCUGGCCAGAAUGGGAAUGCUCAGAACCCUUAACUGCUUCCAAACUGAAUGGUAUGAACUUGUACACAGGGGUGUCCUUGCAGCCCAAGAUGCUGGGUUGGUUCCAGCUGGGUGGACCCACAACCAGCAACUGGAGGCUGAGAAUAUGCGCUUGAGGAAAGAUCUGGAGAAGUAUCAACUUGCUGCCAACAAAGCAAAAGAAGCUUUCCAAAAAACACAGCAAGAAUGUAACUUCCAUCGGAUGCAUCAUAAGCGAGUGGCCCAGGAGAAAGAAAGGCUUGUUUGUGACAUUAAAAGGCUGAAGGCACAUUAUGAAUCAUAUGAACCAGUGCUGAAGCAGUUGACUGAAAAAUACAAGACUGUACUGAGACAGAAAAUGUUGAUUAGUUUGGAGAGAGACAGAGCACUUGGGCAGAUUAAAAGCUUGCAAGCCAGAUUACAAAUUCUGGAGUCCAUCUGUGGUGUCCACAUUCCUGUGACAAAAGAUGCUCCACUUGACUCCUGAAGAGCUGUGAUCAAACUGGACACAAUAGUGCAGCCCAAGCUACCUGCCAGCUGAAAAAAAAGGCAAGAGCAAUAUUCCAUCUCAUCCCUGCAAUAUUCCUGGUUAACUCUGCACCACAGUGUUCAGCUGUUCUGCAGGAUCGUGUCACUGUUGACUCAGGCCAAGCUUGUUUUCUUCAACAAACCCUAAAGCCCAUUCUAAAUAAAAGCUAUUUGA